Molecule: messenger RNA, 2421 nt
Organism: Rhizophagus irregularis DAOM 181602=DAOM 197198
Lineage: Eukaryota; Fungi; Glomeromycota; Glomeromycetes; Glomerales; Glomeraceae
Molecular function (GO): MAP kinase scaffold activity
Source: RefSeq, a predicted model, not a curated record
AUGGCAAGCCCCAUGGAAAUUGCCAUCACUCACUACGAGGCUUUAAAAAAAUAUCUUUUUAGACAUCUUGCCCGGGAGCAAGCAAAUGGCUCAAGAACGAAUGCCAGAGAAAAGUUAACAAGACUUACGAAAGUACAAUUUCAAGAACUUUCCACAGAUGUCUAUGACGAAUUAACUAGAAGAUUAAUGGAUACGAAUGAAGUUCCAUUUCUUCCCGUACGUGAUGAAUUCCAUCCAAAGAGAAAUCAAGCACGACAAAAAUUAGCUACAUUACCUCAGAAUCGAUUUAAAGAUUUAGCAAGUGAUGUUUAUUAUGAAUUAGAACGUAGAUAUCCUGAACUCAAAGAUAUGGAGUUCUCAUCAACACCAGCAUCAUCAAGAUCGAAUAAUUCAUCGCCUCAACCACAAAAUCCUCAACAAAAUCCUCAACAAAACAAAAUACCAUCUGACGGAGUCAAAUCUCAAACGUCAAGAGCUAAUAACAUCGUACCAGAAAUUAGUACUUUAGUACAAGAAACUAUUUCUGUAGAUUAUCAUGUUCAAAAACAACCGGAAAUGCAAAAAAUCAAUAAUAAUGAUUCCGAAGUCACAAGCCCACAAUCUUAUACUUCUUCAUCUCCAACAAAUAAUAACAAUACUAAUAAUUAUCCUCCCGUACCUGAGGGUAUGCCACCAGAGUAUGGUUCUCCACGAUCUCCGCGUAGUCGUACCCAAUCUUCUGCUUCAUCCGUGUCUGAUUUUGGACGCCGCUAUGCAAAUGGAAUGAGCGUUAGUAGUAUGAGCAGCAUGUCAAGUAAAAAUACACAAAAUAGAGAUACUGUCAACAGUCAAAAAAGUAAUAAACCCCCUGAUGCUGCUGUCAAUUUUGCUUCUCUUGACAGUUUGAUGGCUGAUUUGGGUGAUAUGAUUGAUAAAAAGGCAAGCGGAAGUGCAAGCUCCUCUCCAAAACAAACUCAAGUACAGACUUUUCCUUAUGCUGAAGUUGAAAAAGUUAAAUCAGAUUACGAGUUACGUGUGGCUAAUCUUCAAAAACGAAUAAAAGAAUUGGAAAAUGAACUUUCGACAAAAGAAGCUGGCACUGAUGAUGAUAGUGCUAGAGUAAAAGAACUUGAAAAGCAACUUGAAGAACAAAAGCAAAUUAACAAGAAGCAAACAACAAAGAUGACUGAAUUAGAACGUGAAUUUGAUAAAUUAACCGAAGACCAUCAUCAACAGCAAGAGGUCGCUAAUGACGUUCAAAAGGAGGCAACUGGUUUAUUAGAAGAAAUUAAAGAAAUUUCGAAGCGAAAUGAAGAAUUGUGUGCUGAAAAGGAAGAAGAUGCUGCAAAAAUCAAGUCUUUGACGGGAGAAAUAAAUGAUUGGAAAAAUAAAUAUGAAAAGAUAAGGACUGAAUUAAGGAAUUUGAAAGCAACUUCAUCUUUCUACAAAGAAGCGCCUAAAGUUGAUAUUGUGAAGGAUAAUUCAUUAGCCCCAACACCUGAUGGUGGGAUCGAGGAAUCUAGAAUUGUUUCUUAUCAAGUUGCAAUAGAUGACUUGUUAAGAUCUGGAAGAUCCGAUGAUCCAACAAAUGUUCUUAUGGCUAUGAAGUCAAUUGUUAUUGCUUGUAAGAGUAUAACUGAAGAGGUUGAUAAUUACGAGCAACGCAAAAGUGCAUACAUGAAUGCAGAAGAUAAAUCUAAUCUUGAUGCUUGUAAAGCGAGGCUUUCGGUGACACUUAAGAAUCUUAUGACAUCCGCCAAAAAUCAUGCAACUGGAUAUGGUAUAUCACCAGUUAGUUUAUUGGAUGCCUCAGCGGGUCAUCUGACUGCAACUAUUGUCGAUUUGGUGAAAGCGGUUAAACUUAGACGUGAGCGUGGUCAGAACAAUAAUCUUAACCCAGAUUCUUAUCCUUUUAAAAUUCCGUCAGAACCUUUGCCUACAAAUAAUUUUAGUUCCGAAAUAGCACCUCUUAGAACCAAAAAUAGUCAGAAUGAAAUGAAUUCUGGCUCAGAUAAUCAAGUGAAUGGAGUUAAAGCAGUAGAUAUUGACGAGUUAAAGGAUUUCUUGGAACGUCAAACAGAAGCCAUCGUACAUGCAAUUCAUACUCUCUUACAGGCUAUCCGCGGUGGUGCAACAUAUAGUACAAGUAACGAUUUAACUGACAAUAUCAACACAAUUACAUCAAUAGUGCUGACGGUUAUUAAAGUUUGUCAAGAUUCAUUUAAAUCGUCAGCUGGAGCAAUAUAUCGAACAAGGGGUGAUAUUAUACUGAAAGAAUUGGAAAAUAAUGUUGAUAAAUUAGAAGAAAUGAAUGAUUUAAUAGCCAAAGAUAGUACGGACUUUAUGUCAAAUAAGACUUCAAAACAGCGAUUGGCAGGUGCUUCAUUUGAAAUAGCUAAAUUUACAAAGGAACUUGUUGGUUUAGUUAAAAAAGAUGAUUAA